CCUGCAGAGCAUCGUCAGUCAAUGAUGCAGCUACGUGGCCGUCUGGAGGUUGAGACAAUCUUGAUAUGCCCAUCGCCUGGCCCAUUCAUUCGACCAACGAGUAGACAUCGAAAUCAAGCCGUUCACCAGAGCCAGCAGACGUGGAAUCUCUACAAGGCCAGCCAGGCCGGGCCGAGGGUUCCACGGGGCAGAGACAUGAUAAACGCCAACUGGAGCUGCAUCUGGUUGGUCUGAAAAGUUGUUGCCCACCACCGCAAAAGUUGACUGAUAUGGAAGACGUUGGAUUAUGAUUCCACCCCCAAGCGGGUGGGGCUUAGAACAAAACGGCGUCCUUGUGUAGCGAUGGCGUUCCUUUGUGUUCCCGAACAUGGAAGAGGCUCGCGCUACUGAGCAUACCACAGGAAGAUACUCCAUAAGCUGGAAAUGGCGUUGCAGGCUGGAUUGGCCGUCCUUGAGCCCUGUGGUUUUGGCGGAUCGCAGGCGAAGACGGAAGCCACCAAUUGCAAGCAGGGCAUUGCGUUGGUGUUCCCAGUCGGCAUCGAGAAGGUUGCAUCCCGAGAUCGGGAGCAGUUUCAGCGGGAAGAACAGCCUGGAACCCCUGCCUCCCCGAGAGCCCCGCCAGGCCACCACCAGCUGGCCCCAGCUGCCUCUCUGGUGCCCAAUCACCACUUCCAAAAUGACCCCGCCAAACACAGAUUUGGUGCAACAGCCCGCCUGAUGUCAUCUUGCGCGCGUACCUGGUGAAGACACACGGACUGCUCGGCUUCGGGACCACGCGUUCAGUUUUGCAGCAGAGUGAACAGUGUCUCGCGCGGUUGCUCGAGACGGAUUCUGUCAACAUGACAACCAACAACAUCCUGUCGCUCCCCUUUCGAAAGUCCGUACAACUCUCACUCUCCUCCUCGCUUCGACAGUACAUCUCCAAGAAGUAUGACCAACACCCGGACAUGUUCCGUCAUGACCUCGAGGUCAUUGACUCCCUCCGCCGCGAUGCCGUCAAUACGCGCGAACCCCACUCGACCGGUAUCAGGAAACUCCAAACUUAUGCCGCCCAACUGGUUUGGAUGAGCGGGAAAUUCCCAAUUGAUAUUGGCGUCGACUUUACAUGGUACCCGGCCCUGGGCUACCACACCGAGCACCCCCUCGUACAGAACAAUCUCCAAUACGAGCUCCUGAACAUUCUCUACAACCUCGCUGCUCUGUAUUCACAACUGGCGAUAUCGUCGAACCGAAGUGACACCAAGGGGCUGAAGACUGCUGCGAGCUUCUUCUCUCAGGCCGCCGGCGUGCUAUCCCAUAUGAAGAAGGAAGUCCUCCCUGAAUUGCGCAUGGCCAACCCACCAGACGAUAUGGACGAGGCCACGUUGGAAGCAUUGACUCAGCUCUUCCUUGCCCAAAGUCAAGAGUGUUUCUGGCAGAAGGCCGUCAUGGACCAAUACAAGGAUGCUUCCAUCGCCAAGCUGGCUGCUCGCGUGUCUGACCUCUACAACUUGGCAGUGGAGGCAGCCAUGCAGAGUGAAGCCAUCAGCUCUGCCUGGAUCCACCACAUGAGCGCCAAGCACCACCACUUUGCCGCCGCUGCCCAGUACCGCGCUGCUCGUGAUUGCUUGGAGAAGAAACGAUACGGCGAGGAGGUAGCUCGGCUGAAAGACGCUGUCAACUGCGUCACUGAAGGUCUUAAGGAGUGCAAAGGCGGCUACAUUAGCAAGGCUGUCGUUGACGAUCUCCAUGGCCUCAAGAAGCGCGUUGAAGAGGACUUGAAAAGGGCCGAAAAGGACAACGACAUCAUCUACCUGCAAAUCGUGCCGCCAAAACCUGAGCUCAAGAUCCUCGAGCGUGCUAACAUGGCGGUAGCGAGUGUUCCAUCGCAGGUCGCAAAGCCUUUCGAAUAUUUCGGGGAUCAUGCCGAAUUUGGACCUGCCCUGUUCACCAAACUUGUGCCGUUCUCGGUUCAUGUCGCUGUGUCCAUCUAUGAGGAGCGAAGAGAUCGCCUUGUUAACAACAACAUCAUCGCCGAGUUGGAAACCAUGACAGACAGGCUCCACGAGAUUCUUUCGAGUUUAAACUUGCCCGGGUCAUUGCAGGCUCUUGAGAAGCCGCUUGGUUUACCCGGUACCCUUGUGCAGCACGCCGAGGAGAUUCGACAAGCCGAUGCGCUGAACAAACUGCAGCGUGGUUUCGCCGAUGUCGAGAAGCUUUGCGCCAGUGACAAGGCUGUGUUUGAAGAAGGGAAGGCUCUUCUGGCCGCCGAGGAAGAAGAAGACCACGCCUUGAGGCUCAAAUAUGGCACACAAAGGUGGGCAAGGCCCGAGUCGAGGGCUGACUCCAGUCAUGACGGUGGGGCCAAGCUGUGGAACCAAGCAGGUGACAUCGACGGAUACUUUGCUUCGAGUACGUCUAGUGAUGCUGUGGUUCGAGAGAAGUUUGCUGCGGUCAAGGAAACCCUCGCCAUCCUCGCCGGCCCAGACCGUGGUAUGAUGGAUUACAUCCCCAACAGUCGCAGAACCGAGAUCCCGGAACUCCUCAAACCAGCCAUAGGACGGCUGCGGGGAGUAUACAACGACGUAUUACGGCUGGAGUCAAGGAGGAGGAAGCGGAUCGAGUCUCUUCGUGCCAGGAGCCGGGCCGAUGACAUUAAGGGCGACAUCAUGGCUGAGGCGGCGCGUCUUGAAAGGACAUACCCCAACACUCCCAUCGUGCCAGCUCACUUUGAGGACUUCUUUGACAAGCGCCUGGACAGUCUUUAUGAGUCUGAACUUGAGGCUCUCGAGAAGGAACAGGCCGAUCAGGAAAAGAUUAUGAGCGAGAUCCAGCGGGCCAACCGUGACUUUGAGUCGCAGAAGAAAGUUAUUGGCGAGAGCGGCAAUCGGGAGCGGGAAAAGGCCCUGCAGAGAUUGGAUAAUGCUUACUACAAGUACAAGGAGAUUGUUAGUAAUAUCGAGGUUGGGCGGAAGUUCUACAAUGACCUCAGUCGUAUUGUUGAGCAAUUCCGCAACCAGGCGCGCAGCUGGGUGAACGAAAGGAGACAGGAGGCGAGGAUGUUGGAGGAUGAACUCUCGAUGCCACCGCUAGCAUCGCUUAGUAUGCGAUCCAACCAGCCCCAGUCGCCUCCGCCGCAAGCGUACCAGUCCCCGGCUCCCUCGUCGUACUACAUGCAGUCGCCGCAACGGCAGCCUGUUAGGGCGCCUGGUGUUCACAGUCCUCCUGUUGAGGCGCAGAUUCAGAGCUGGGCGGAUAAUGUGCCACAGCAGCAGCCUAAGCCGAUGCCACCUAUUGCUUCGAUGCAAGGGGCUUGGAUGCCGAAUAUGGGCAUCAAGUUCUCUGAGGCAGGUGCAGGUGGCUCGGGGGGUAGUCCAGGACAGGGUCAGCAGCAGGGUGGUGGGAGCUCUUCGGGGCCUGUGAGGGGGACAUGGGAUCCUAACAGUGGGAUUAGGUUCGGUUGA
Molecule: messenger RNA, 3443 nt
Organism: Podospora pseudopauciseta
Lineage: Eukaryota; Fungi; Ascomycota; Sordariomycetes; Sordariales; Podosporaceae
Gene: RIM20
Product: pH-response regulator protein palA/rim20
Exons: 4
Coding region: 840-3443 (867 amino acids)
Biological process (GO): multivesicular body sorting pathway
Cellular component (GO): endosome
Molecular function (GO): protein binding
Source: RefSeq, a predicted model, not a curated record